AUGGCCCUGGACACGGUCACUCCCACGUUCCCUUCCGAGCAGUUCUGCCGGUCGGUGGUGCGGUUCCUCGACGCCCUGGAGUACGAGGACGACAACCUGACGCUUGACGAGCGUGUGCAGGGGCUGCGGUACGUGCACUCCAAGACGGCCGAGUAUUUCACGCAGGCCCUGCCGCGCGAGACACUCAAGAGAGUGCAUCCGGAACGGAUUGCGGCGGUGACACGCACCAUCUCGCACUUCAUCAUCUACUGCUGGUCGAGAGUGCCGCGAGACGUGCAGGUGGAAAUCAGCAUCUACCUGUCCAUCAUCAACGUGCUCGACGACGAGAUCAACGCCGACCCCAACGAGCAGAUGGGAUCCUUCUGGGUCGAUCUGCUGCAGGGCAAGCAACAGAAGCAUCCCUUCUGGCUGCUGAUGAACGCGCGCCUCCCCACGCUGCUCAGCCACUACGGAAGCUUCUGCUCGUUCAACAUCAUGCGCUGCACCUUCGACUACUUCGAAGGCUGCUGGAUCGAACAGCACAACUUUCGCGGCUACCCGGGCUCUGACCGCUACCCGGACUUCCUGCGCCGUCUGAACUGUCUCGGCGGCGCCGUCGGCGGCACCAUGUUCCCGGCCGUCGAUUUCGACGACCAGAAGCUGUUUCGGGAGUUUGCCUGCGUCAUGGCCCAGAUCGACGGGCCCGUCGCCCUCAUGAACGACCUGUUCUCCUUCUACAAGGAAUUCAAUCUCGACGAGGCCAACCUGGUCUCCAACUGGUGCGCCGUCGACGGCAUCUCGCUGGACCAGGCCCUGGAGCGCCUGACCGACGAGACCAUCCACGCCUGCCAGCAGAUCUUGAGCGUGUUCAAGGACAAGGAUCCCAGUGUGCUGGCCACCAUCCGCACCUUCAUCCGCGGCUAUGUCACCUGGCAUUUCUGUGACUUGAGGUACCGUCUGCGCGAAGUCUACGACGCCGCUAAAGACCAUGGUCCCGUCGGAGCCAAAUUCCGCCAGUACUUUGAGAAGGCCCUGGAUGUCGGCUGGGUUGACCUGGACCAAUGGACUUUGACUCCGCCCGAGAAUCAUCUCUCGCUCAACGGAGCUGAAGUCGACAUCGACCCUGCCCAGGAGCUCAACCCGGCUCAAGUGAACGGCGCCGAGAUCAGCGAAGCACCAGCUGCACAUGAGGCCAUCGCCGUUGGGGGCUGA
This is a messenger RNA of Capronia epimyces CBS 606.96, 1191 nucleotides long. RefSeq names its product trichodiene synthase (TRI5). Gene Ontology annotation, biological process: sesquiterpenoid biosynthetic process. The coding region runs from base 1 to 1191 and encodes 396 amino acids. NCBI's taxonomy places the organism in Eukaryota, Fungi, Ascomycota, Eurotiomycetes, Chaetothyriales, Herpotrichiellaceae. Gene Ontology annotation, molecular function: trichodiene synthase activity. The transcript has a single exon. The record is from RefSeq and is a predicted model, not a curated record.